CCUAUUUUAGAGCAGGUUCGUUGUAGCCUGUGAUGCGUCACGUCCGGAUCCUCCCCGUUCUGUUUAUUGACGAUGGUUUCACGUAAGUGCUGUUAGCAUGUAGCAGCUCGCUGACCCUUCCAAUUACUGUUUAUGUGGCAUUAAUGAUUCGUUUGUUGCACCCUAGCUUGUCUUUUCAUCUGUGCGUGUCUCCUUCGGUUGUUUCAAGUAUUGGAUUUGAUGACUGCCCUCCUUUCCGGAAGUUUCUAUCAGCAUCACUAUAUAAGCAGCACCACUUACCUGAGUGUUUUACAUCAAGCAAGAAGAGACUCCUAAUUAGAUAUAAGUGGAAUUUUGGUGAGAAACACUGUCUGAAACUCGAUGCACACUUAAUCUCAAUACACAGCGAAAAUGAAUAUCAGCUGGUUAAGGCUCUUAUCCGUGCUCAUGACGCCCAGGAGAAGCCAACAUGGAUCGGCCUCACUGGCUGUCAGAAGAGGAAUAACUUCUUUUGGUCUGAUGGCACCAAAGUGACUUUCACCAAGUGGAAUCCAACUGAACCAAAUUUUCUACCUGGAGAGGGCUGUGUGCAUACGAACUGGUCUAGCAGUAAGAACUGGAAUGACAUUCCAUGCGAUCAGACCUAUUCCUUUGUGUGCGCCAAGAGUAUUAACUGAAAUGCUCCCAGCCUCACCUCACCAACUAUAAUACAAUGUUGGAAAAUUUUUCCUUGUCACUGAUGAAUUUACAAAAAACUGUGGCAACUUAUCAUAAUUACAGCAAUAAGAAAAAAUCUAAAAAAUAAAUAAAUAAAUAAAAAUUUUUUCAUUUCAAUUUCA
This is a messenger RNA of Pangasianodon hypophthalmus (striped catfish), 818 nucleotides long. RefSeq names its product lactose-binding lectin l-2-like. The coding region runs from base 144 to 656 and encodes 170 amino acids. Gene Ontology annotation, molecular function: signaling receptor activity. The record is from RefSeq and is a predicted model, not a curated record. NCBI's taxonomy places the organism in Eukaryota, Metazoa, Chordata, Actinopteri, Siluriformes, Pangasiidae. The transcript has 5 exons.